CUUCCCUCGGGUCGGGUGGCUGGGGCCGGGGGCCCCGCGGAGCUCCUACUGCGGGCAAGCGCCGCGACUCGUGCCUGUGGGGACAGAUUCAAUGGUUUGAGGCCUAAAUGACGUUUUACCAGGCUUCCCAACUCGGGGAGCUCAAUCUUGGCAGGGCCAGCUCCCGUUUUUACAGUGCACCUAUGACACAUGUUUUAGAAACAGAAGAUUUUGGUUCAAAGAAAGAAUGGCUCUCCAUCCAUCUGUAUUUCCUCAAGAAAGUGAAAAAAAUAAUGGAAAUUGUAUGGAAACAAAACAAUCCCAAACUGCUUCUGUAGCUUCAGAAGACCCGCUUCAAAACUUACGCUUAGCAUCUCAGGAAGUGCUCCAUAAGGCCCAGCGGAGUGGGAGGUCACGGUGCCUCCAGUGUGGUGGCUCUAGGAUGUUCUACUGCUACACCUGCUGUGUCCCGGUGGAAAAUGUGCCCACUGAGCAGAUUCCACUUGUACAACUUCCACUGAAGAUCGAUAUCAUUAAGCAUCCAAACGAAACAGACGGCAAAAGCACCGCUGUGCACGCAAAGCUCUUAGCACCCAACUCCGUGAGCAUCUACACAUACCCGUGCAUCCCAGAAUAUGAAGGAAAGGAUCAUGAGGUUGUACUUGUUUUUCCUGGGCCUCAGUCCAUCUCAAUAAAAGAUGUCUCUUUUCAUCUGCAACAAAGGAUUGAAAGUAAAAGUAGAAGCAAAACUGAUGAUCUUGACGUGCCACCUUUUAAACUCAAGAGAACUGAGGUGGAGGGAGGCUCUGGUUUGAAUGAGAGUCUGCACAAAGGUCCAGCAUUGAAAAGAGUGGUCUUUAUCGACAGCACCUGGAGCCAGACAAACCAGAUAACCUCUGAUGAGCGCCUUCGGGAGUUAUUACAAGUUGAACUGAAAACAAGAAAAACUUGCUUUUGGCGCCAUCAAAAAGGGAAGCCGGAUACUUUCCUUUCCACGAUUGAAGCCAUUUAUUACUUCCUGGUAGACUACCAUAGUGACAUGCUGAAAGAGAAGUACAAAGGACAAUAUGACAAUCUUUUAUUCUUCUACUCUUUUAUGUACCGCUUGAUAAAGAAUGCCAAGGACUCUGGAGAGAAGACAAAACCAAAGCUCAUCCAUUAGUUCUGCACACCCCGCUUGUCAUGUGGCUGUCUCAUGUUCACAAGCUUGCAGUUGAGCCCAUUUUCUCUGGGGAGUUCAUCAUGCUCAGUGCCUGUGAGCGGACUCGGGGAAAUUUCAGUUUUGUUUCUUUUACCAUAUUUUUUUAAAGGAAAAUUUGAAUUUUGGUAAUUUUAAAGAGAUGGUCCUGAUUGAAAGAUAGAGUUCAGAAGCUAUUUGUUCAGUUUGGGCCUAUAUCAGUUGUAUUGUAUAUUUUAAUAUGUUUUGUUACAUUUAUGUGAUUGACAUUAUACAUGAUUAGAGAUUGUCUUCUCUUUUCACUUAUAUUCGCCCUCGCCUCUGGAUUUAAACAAAGUCAGAAUCUUUUGACAAAACAAAAAAAGUGAAACAUAAUUUGCUAGAGUUUAUGACAGAUUGGCAGAGGUGGUGUGUUGUGCUGUCUCUGUAAGCCCACACUUUCUCCCUCUGCCUGGCCUCUGCUCUAGGCAUCGUGUGGUCUUUCAGGAGGGAUGUGCAUAUGA
Messenger RNA from Chionomys nivalis (European snow vole), 1659 nucleotides. It is a transcript of the gene Dtwd1, whose product is annotated as DTW domain containing 1. Gene Ontology annotation, molecular function: tRNA-uridine aminocarboxypropyltransferase activity. The record is from RefSeq and is a predicted model, not a curated record. The coding region runs from base 227 to 1141 and encodes 304 amino acids. Gene Ontology annotation, biological process: tRNA modification. Lineage: Eukaryota; Metazoa; Chordata; Mammalia; Rodentia; Cricetidae. The transcript has 5 exons. Gene Ontology annotation, cellular component: nucleus.